GUCUGCCAGACCCGGUCGGCCAGAACCGUCUCGAAGCUGGCGUACCACGGCGGGGUGGUGAUCGUCACCUGUCCGGGCUGCGGCAGCCACCACAUCAUCGCCGACAACCUGGGCUGGUUCUCGGACCUGGAUGGAAAGAGGAAUAUCGAGGAAAUCCUGGCAGCCAAAGGGGAGAAGGUGAGACGUGUGGCUGGUGAGGAAGCCUUGGAACUGCUUCUGGAAAACUCAGCAGAUACCGGGUCUCAAGAAGGCACCAAGACAGGGCUGAGCCAGAGCUCCCGGGCAGGGCCUGAAAGGAAAAGCUCGGCCACGGUCUUAGAGGAGGGCUCAAGCUGA
Molecule: messenger RNA, 336 nt
Organism: Pterocles gutturalis (yellow-throated sandgrouse)
Lineage: Eukaryota; Metazoa; Chordata; Aves; Pterocliformes; Pteroclidae
Gene: DNLZ
Product: DNL-type zinc finger
Exons: 3
Biological process (GO): protein import into mitochondrial matrix; protein folding; protein stabilization
Cellular component (GO): mitochondrion
Molecular function (GO): zinc ion binding; protein-folding chaperone binding
Source: RefSeq, a predicted model, not a curated record